AUGUUGGGACAAAUGAAUUUUGAGACACCCAAUGUCAUUGAUCCUGGCGACAAUGUUCCUUCCACUCCUUCACGCAGCCUGCAAAAGGACUUUGAAAAUCGAGGUUCUUCGCGCGUCUCGAUUUCUUCCAACGAAAGCGACAGUGAUCGCAUCAUUUUCAAGCCAGGACUAUCCAGGACUAUCAAGAUAAACUACGAAGAUGAUGCUGACGAUGAACCGACCAGUGAGCCGCUCUCUCGGGUGGAUCUGGAUCCGGAAAGUGGCUACGAGAACGAAGGUCUAAUCCGUCCGACCUCAAAUCCAGCAAGCCCAACCAUGGAACAAACUAGGCUCUUUGCUGCGGCCAUGUUGAAUGAAUCAGAAAAGCGAGGGUUCAAGCGUCCUACUGCUCCCAAAGACAGCCCAGUCAAGAACUUGUUUGGUUCUAGUCGAUACAAUCGUGACGAAGACUAUUUGCGCAAUGGUUUGGGGCUAGACUAUCCCAAUUCGGCGAUGGACAAGUGGCGUAGAGUACGCCGCCGGCGCCUUGGAUAUACUGUGUGUAUCAUCCUAUCAGUAGUGGCCCUAUUUACAACCUUUGGAGUUUUGAUGCAAAAGCAUGUGGAUGAACAUGAUGACCGAACGAAUGAGGUAUAUGACUUUUUGGAGUUGCAUGAUGUGUCCACGCUCGAUGAUUUGGCCGAAAAAGGGUCACCCCAGAACAGAGCUGCUCAUUGGAUUGCCAACUAUGAUGCUGAGCGGGUUGACAUUCCAUCCCGUGAUGAGGAUCCCGGCCGCUUGAUUCAGCGAUACUCGCUUGCGGUUUUGUACUAUGCUUUGGGAGGAGAGAGUUGGUCGACCCAACUCAACUUUUUGGCCAGUGACCACGAAUGUGGUUGGAACGAGGAGAUUCCAGAUGAAAACAAGGAAGUAUUUGCAGUUGGUGUCUCUUGCAACCCUGAGCUCUUGGUGGACAGUCUUUUGAUCCCCUCGAACAAUCUGUCGGGAUCUCUUCCUGUUGAAAUUCGUCACUUGAAACAUCUCAAAUUCAUCAGCCUGAAACAUAAUACAAUUUCGGAAAUUCCAUCCUCAUUGCAGCAUUUGACUUUGUUGGAAUAUUUGGACUUCAAAUUCAAUAAAUUUGAAGGAAGCAUUCCUGAUUUCCUUGGGAAAUUGGCGCAUCUUCAAGUCUUGGGACUUAGUCACAAUAGAUUGACUGGGUCAUUGCCGACUUUCUCUAAUCCUCGGCUCAAGACUUUGGCAGUGGACGGCAACGAAUUGUCUGGGGAUUUGAGUUCUAUUCGUCAAAUGAACCAUCUCAAAUACUUGUAUGCCCAAGACAACUCAUUCCAUGGAAACUUAUUCCAUGGUCUGCUCAUGACACAGCUCCCCAGUUUGGUUGAAGUUGACUUGAGUGGCAACGAUUUGACGGCAACCGAAAUUCCAUCGCAUAUUUUUACCCUGCCUGACCUUCGGUUGUUGGAUGCCUCUAACAAUCAAAUCAGUGGCAGUUUCCCGGGCGAUCUUCCACCCAACAAUGCUCUGGAAUAUCUUUCCUUCCGUGGAAACAAUAUCACAUCCUCAAUUCCAGACAGCAUUUCCAACUUUGGAAAACUAACACAUUUGGAUUUGGAGAACAACAAGCUGACUGGUGAUUUGCCAAAUUCUCUUUCAAAAGUAACCAACAUGGAAUACCUCUUUUUGGGAAAGAACGACUACGCACCCCAACCGAUUCCUGGUGAACUUAAGGAGUUGGUCAACUUAAAGGAACUCUCACUCGAUAAUGCCAACUUGCAGGGAGAAAUGCCAACAUGGAUCGAGGGGCUCAGCCAUUUGACAUUGUUGGAUCUUCGUGAGAAUCAGCUUGAAGGAUCAUUGGAUCAAAUUGACUUUUCUAAGUUCCCACUUAUGAAGUAUAUUUUGCUGAACGAUAAUCAAUUCAGUGGAACAGCAUCUGGCAUGGCAACUAUGGCACAACUUGAAGUCCUUUCAAUCUAUCACAAUGGACUGACAGGCGACCUCGAACCCAUUUGCGUUGGAUCCAACGAUCUAUAUUGGUUGGCCUCUGACUGUAGCAACGCUGAUGCAUGCUCCUGUUGCGACAAGUGCUGCGAUGGGGAUGAUUGCUUUGGGGAUUCCACUUGGGAUGAGCUGGAAAAAAGCAAGUGGGAUCACAGCUAUUCCCGUGCCGAGUACGCAUUCAAUCCAAACAUUCUCCUGGGUGAUGUCUACCAACAACCAAGAGGUGGAUCCAAGUGA
Molecule: messenger RNA, 2238 nt
Organism: Cylindrotheca closterium
Lineage: Eukaryota; Bacillariophyta; Bacillariophyceae; Bacillariales; Bacillariaceae
Source: the annotation of a GenBank genome assembly